Messenger RNA from Lodderomyces orthopsilosis Co 90-125, 2895 nucleotides. It is a transcript of the gene RPN2, whose product is annotated as proteasome regulatory particle base subunit. The coding region runs from base 1 to 2895 and encodes 964 amino acids. The transcript has a single exon. Gene Ontology annotation, molecular function: enzyme regulator activity. Gene Ontology annotation, cellular component: proteasome complex; proteasome regulatory particle, base subcomplex; proteasome storage granule. Gene Ontology annotation, biological process: proteasome-mediated ubiquitin-dependent protein catabolic process; regulation of protein catabolic process. NCBI's taxonomy places the organism in Eukaryota, Fungi, Ascomycota, Pichiomycetes, Serinales, Debaryomycetaceae. The record is from RefSeq and is a predicted model, not a curated record.
AUGGCAUUAGUAUCUGCGGCUCCAUAUUUGGCAUUACUUGGUGAACCAGAUAUCAGCUUGAAGUCGUACGCUUUAUCAUCGUUGAAUGAUGUGGUUGACCAAUUAUGGGCAGAGAUAGCUAACAAUAUUACCGACUUGGAAGAAUUGUUUGAAAACACUUCAUUUGAAAAAAGAGCUUUGGCUGCUUUGGUGAUCUCGAAAGUCUAUUACAACUUGGGUGACUUUGAUGCAUCUGUCAGGUAUGCAUUGUACGCGGGCAACGAAUUCAAUGUGGAAGAACAGUCCCAAUAUGUGGAGACAAUUGUCAGUAAAUGCAUCAACUUGUACAACUCAUUAUCUCAGCAAAAGUUUAGUGAUGAUUCAGUAGUGAUAGAGCCUAGGUUGGCGUCAAUUUUUGAAAAGAUGUUACAGAAAUGUUUAAAGGCAAAAGAAGUGAAGUUGACAUUAGGUAUUGCAUUGGAGUCAUAUAGAUUGGACUUGGUGGAAUCUAUUUUGAAAGAUCAAAUCGCAGAAAAUGAAGAGCAAGGACUCAAUUUGAUAAAUUAUGUUUUGGUUUGCUCGAACUCUACUAUCACAAACUCAAUCUUCAGAGUAAAGAUUUUGAAUACUUUGAUAUCAUUAUUGUUGACUUUAAAGAAACAUCAAGAUUUUUUCACCAUCAUCAAGAUUAUUGUUCAAUUAAAUGAUUCACAGCUUGCAAUCAACUUAUUUCAAGAGUUGGUCAAACAAGAUGAAGAAUUGAUUGCGUAUCAAGCUGCAUUUGAUUUGGUAAACACAGCAUCACAAGAGCUUUUGGACACUGUUAUAAAAUCUUUUUCUGAUGAAAGCGGCAAUAUAAUAGUGAAAAAGAUUUUAAACAUAUUAUCUGGUGUACCAACGUCUGACUUUGACAACACGUUUCUUUACAAAAAUAACGACACAGACAUCACUAUAUUAAACAAGACUAAGAACCUUUUAGAUGGAAGAAGUUCAGUCUUCCACUCUGCAGUUACGUUUGCUAAUGCUUACAUGCAUGCAGGUACCACCGAUGAUUCAUUUUUUAGAAAAAACUUGGAGUGGUUGGGAAGAGCUACAAAUUGGUCAAAAUUUUCAGCCACUGCCGCCCUUGGUGUUAUUCAUAAAGGAAACCUCUCACAAGGACGUACCAUUUUGAAACCAUAUCUACCAGGUUCAAGUAGCGCCGCUCAUACCAAGGGUGGUUCUUUACUCGCAUUGGGAUUCAUUUACGCCGGCCAUGGUAGAGAAGUUGUAGGAUAUUUGAAAAAAUUCAUUGAUGAUAAUGGUAAUGCAUCUGGAGCCAAUGAUAUCGAGGUUCAAUUACACGGUGCCUCUUUAGGUGCUGGUGUUGCUGGAAUGGAUUCUCAAGCAGAAGAUUUAUACGAAUCUUUGAAAGUUGUACUUUACUCCGAUUCUGCCACUUCAUCGCAAGCCGCUGCUUUAGGUAUGGGUUUGGUGUUGCUUGGAUCAGGAAAUGAAGCAGCCACCAAUGAUAUGUUGACGUAUGCUUUGGAGACUCAGCACGAGAAUAUAAUCAGGAGUUUGGCUGUAGGUAUUGCUUUGUUGCAUUACGGUCGCGAGGAAAAGGCAAACUACAUCAUUGAAGAUUUAUUAAAACAAGAGUCAUCUAUUUUGAGAUACGGUGGUGCAUUUGCUGUUGGUUUGGCAUUUGCCGGAACUGGAGACAAUGGUGCCAUCAAGAAGUUGUUGCAUUACGCUGUUUCAGACCCUAGUGAUGAUGUGAGAAGAGCUGCGGUUUUAAACUUGGGUUUUGUGUUGAUACGUGAUUACACUGCUGCCCCUCAAUUGGUUAAGUUGUUGUCUCAAUCCCACAACCCACAUGUCAGAUAUGGUACAGCUUUGGCUCUAGGUAUCUCGUGUGCUGGUAGAGCCUAUGCUCCUGCAAUUGAGGUUUUGGAGUCUUUGACAAAAGAUGCGGUUGAUUUUGUAAGACAAGGAGCCAUGAUGGCAACGGCAAUGAUUCUCAUACAACAAAAUGAGUUCUUGUACCCAAAGGUAAAGGACUUUACUAAACAGUAUGCUGAUACUAUCAAGAAUAAACAUGAGGAUGCUUUGGCUAAAUUUGGAGCUACGUUAUCUCAAGGUAUUAUUGAUGCAGGUGGUAGGAAUGUGACAAUCAAUUUAGAAAACGCACAGACAACCACUUUGAACACAAAGGCAAUUGUCGGAUUGGCAAUCUUUUCUCAAUCGUGGUACUGGUUCCCCUUGGCUCACUUUUUAUCCUUGUCAUUUGCACCAACGUCUGUGAUUGGAGUUAGAGGUGGUGAUUUGAAGAUACCAAAAUUUGAACUAAAUUGUCAUGCAAACCAGGAGUAUUUCCAAUAUCCUCCUAAAGUAGAAGAGUCUAAGGAAAAGCAACCAGACAAGUUGGCCACCGCUGUGUUGUCUACCACUGCUAAAGCCAAAACAAGAGCAAAGAAGAAGCAACAUAAAAAAGAGGAGGAUGAUAAAAUGGAAGUUGAUGAUGAGAAAAAGGAUGAGAAAAAGGAUGGCAAAAAAGUGGAAAAGAGGUCAGAAGACACAUCAGAGCCUGUACCUAAGGAUAAUAAGGUAUCUGCAUCCAAAGAAGAUAACAAGAAGGAUGAAAACAAGGAAACGAGCUCUCAACCAGCAACUAUACGCUACACAAAGACCCCUUACAAGAUUGAAAAUUUGUCUAGAGUUUUACCACAACAAUCCAGUUAUGUGUCGUUCAUUAAAGAUGAUAGAUUUGUACCUGUUAGAAAGUUUAGAGGAACUGGUAGUAUUAUUGUCUUGCAAGAUACCAAGCCAGAUGAAUCUGUUGAAUUUAUUAAGACUGUCAGGCAAUUGAAUAUAACAACCGCACCAGUACCUGAACCAUUUAUAUUGAGCGGAGAAGAUUUAGAGGACGAAUAG